AUGGGCACCUGGAAGCCUCAGACUAUUCGGCAAACUCUUCAAAGGACACUGCAGUAUUUUGAGCAUCAAGUUAUUGGUUACAGGGAUGCAGAGAAGAACUUUCGUAAUAUAACAAACAGAUGCUCCUACACAGACUGCUCUGGCAAUGAAGAAACUGAAGAUGUCUCAGGAAUUCUCCAGUGUACAGCUAAUGUACUUGGUCUGAAAUUUGAGGAAAUGCAAGAAAAAUUUGGGGAGGAAUUCUUCAAUAUCUGCUUUGAUGAGAAUGAAAGAGUUCUUCGAGCUGUAGGUGGGACGCUUCAAGACUUCUUCAAUGGCUUUGAUGCUUUGCUGGAGCACAUUAGAACUUCAUUUGGAAGACAGGCCACCCUGGAAUCCCCAUCUUUCCUAUGCAAAGAGCUCCCUGAAGGCAAUCUCAUGCUUCAUUACUUUCACCCACAUCAGAUAGUGGGGUUUGCAAUGGUGGGAAUGAUAAAGGCAGCAGCAAAGAAAAUUUACCGCUUGGACGUCGAAGUAGAGCAGGUCACUAAUGAUAAGCUGUGUUCAGAGGGGACGAACCCAGGUAACUGCAGCUGUCUGACUUUCCUUAUCAAAGAACAUGAAAAUGCAAAUAUCACAAAAGCACUUCCAUCAGGAACUUCCCAGUCCCCCUCAGAUCUGAGGAUUAGUAUCAGCACCUUCUGCAGAGCAUUCCCCUUUCAUCUGAUGUUUGAUCAAAACAUGUUUGUUCUUCAGCUGGGAGAAGGUCUAAGGAAGCAGCUCAGAUGUGACACUCACAAAACUCUGAAAUUCCAAGACUGCUUCGACAUAGUUUCUCCUAAGAUCAGUGCCACUUUUGAACGAGUCCUCCUGAGGUUAUCUACCCCCUUUGUUAUUCGGACCAAACUUGAAGAUACUGACUCUGAAAAUAAAGACAAGGUGAUGGAAGUUAAAGGACAAAUGAUUCAUGUGCCAGAAUCAAAUUCAAUUUUGUUUCUGGGGUCCCCCUGUGUGGACAAGCUGGAUGAACUGAUGGGCCGAGGCCUCCAUCUUUCAGACAUACCUAUCCAUGAUGCUACUCGUGAUGUCAUAUUGGUUGGGGAGCAAGCAAAGGCCCAGGAUGGCUUGAAAAAAAGAAUGGAUAAACUGAAGGCAACGCUAGAACGCACACACCAAGCUCUGGAAGAGGAGAAAAAGAAAACAGUCGAUCUCCUUAUUUCUAUUUUCCCUGAAGAAGUGGCUCAGCAGUUGUGGCAGGGGCAGCAGGUUCAGGCCAGGAAGUUUGAUGAUGUCACCAUGCUCUUCUCGGAUAUUGUUGGCUUCACAGCCAUCUGUGCGCAGUGCACGCCCAUGCAAGUCAUCAGCAUGCUGAAUGAACUCUACACACGGUUUGACCAUCAGUGUGGGUUCCUGGACAUCUACAAGGUGGAAACAAUAGGUGACGCAUACUGCGUUGCAGCAGGGCUCCACAAGAAAAGCCUUAGUCACGCUAAAGCCAUUGCCUUGAUGGCACUGAAGAUGAUGGAGCUUUCAGAAGAGGUUCUCACUCCGGAUGGGAGCCCUAUUAAGAUGAGGAUAGGCAUUCACUCAGGAUCAGUGUUGGCCGGUGUUGUUGGUGUAAGAAUGCCACGCUACUGUCUCUUUGGAAACAAUGUCACCCUUGCAAGCAAGUUUGAGUCAGGAAGUCAUCCACGUCGCAUCAAUGUCAGUCCAACCACAUACCAGCUUUUGAAAAAGGAAGAAAAUUUUAUUUUUAUCCCUCGUUCCCGUGAAGAGCUUCCAGAAAACUUUCCAAAGGAAAUUCCUGGGAUCUGUUACUUCCUCGAGGUCAGAAGUGGUCAGAAGCAGCCAAAACCCUCCAUCACAUCUGCUAGAGUGAGAAAAGUUUCUUACAACAUUGGCACCAUGUUCCUCCGGGAGACCAGCCUAUGAGGCCUGCUGCAGAUCAAAGACUCGUUAAAAAAGCACAAGCCCAGAACUGGGUCAUGCCAGGGGAGUCGGAGGUUCUUUCUAUUUCACUGCCUUGUUCAGAACAAGCAGUAAAGCUUCAUGUAAUGUCAGGCAAUAAUCAUUUUAAAGGUGGGUGACUGCUGUCAGUAAACAGAGUGGAGAUAGGGAAGAAAGUGUUUAAACAAAAUACUUCCGCUUCCAGAGGAAUUUCAUUCAUAAACUCGAGUCUGGCCCCGUUAUGACAAACAAACACAAACAAAACAAAAAUACCCAGCUCUCACAGUAGAGGUUGGUUUUGUUUUGUACAGAAAGGGUGAUGGUUCUCCGUAGAUUUGCACCAGCUAAGCAGAAUUGAAAGUCAGUUCUGAUUAUGCAUUCCUACAUUUAAUGUGUUCUUCAGUAAGGUAAUGAUGUUUUUUAACUUUGUGAACAAACAUUUCAUACAUGUACUGUAGAGCUGUUGUAACCUUCCUAACAGGAGGAAUUAUAAUUCAGUACAAAUGUUGUAGGGAUUUUACCUAUUUUUAUACAUAUGUCACUUUCUGGAUAAUUACAUUCCACAUACUGUAAGCUGAGUAAGCUUGGAUAGCUUUUCAGAAUAAGUUACUGUAUAUUUCAUAUAUUCUACCUAUCAAAGCUUAUUGUUAUACAAAUGGGAAGAAGGUCAUUUUUUGACUUUUUUGGCAUCAAAAUUAUCAAUAUUUUAAAGAAAGAAGUAACACUUUGGUAAACCUCUUUACCUGAUGUUUAUGCUAAACUUUAGAUGAGCAUUGUCUUGCUUAUGCAAAAUAAUGUUCAGUAUUUGUCCGAUAGUGCUGUGUGUCCAGUCUUUCUGGGACAAAGCAAACAAAAUGUAAAAGAACAACUUGUUAACAAACAGAAAAGUUCUGUUAUACACAGUGGAGCUUUUUUCCGCAACAGAUUAUCAUCCAAAUUGAUAUUUGGUAGAAGUCCUUACUCUGAGAGAGUCCAGCAAACUCUGGAAGCUCUCCGGGUACUGGUUUUCCAGUUUUUUAAAAAGGACUUCUGCUCCUGCUCUAAAAAUCCUCUCUGCUAUUAAAGAUGCUCAUUUGGAAAUUUUCUCUGUGGUGGGUUGGAUGAAAGCUUUAUCUAAUGCAGACCAAAAACACACUGAAGAGGGGAAGCAAAUAAUUUCUCUGAUUUAAUGAAAAUGACAGUUUAAGAUUUAGAGGAGUCCAUGUUAAUCAUAAAGAAUAAGAAAAAAAAGUCCCAUUUUUUCCCUGUUAAAAUUAAAAUACUUUUAUUUUCUUCAGUGAAACCAACUGAAACAAGAAACAAGAUGUAAAUCUGUUCUCCCAGUAGACACAUUUUCAGGCAGUGUUUAUUUCUCAGGCUUUCCUUUGCAGAAGUAAUGGCAGUCAGUUUUCUUUUGUAGGUGUACUUCCCUUAAGGUCCUACUGAAGUGGGCCAACAUUUUUCUAGUCUUGUAAAUUCUUGGAAAACAUUAAUGCAGUGAUUUCACGUUGGCUUAGCUUUACAUCAGCCUGUUCAAAACUUGAAGAAAUCAAAGACAAGACUCUCAACAGCUCAACACUUCUGUAAUCCAAACCAGAAAUUCGGGUUUUACUUAUGGAUUUGGUUAUCAAAUCUUGAAGCGCCUUUUGAAAAUUAAGUAACAUUCUCCAUGGGUCCAAAUUAUCCAGUUAUAUCUUUCUGUGGAGGGAAUGACAGUGCUGCAUUAUUCCUCUUUGACUCAUGUUAGGAUGGGAACAAUUCAGCAUGGCACAGCCGUCCUGUAACAGACAAAAAUUUAAUGCUUCCUUUCCAUGAAGCCUGUCUCUAUGAGAAAGGACUAUUUUGAACCUAUGCAGACUUCAGCAGGUAGAAGAAACCUGAACUUAUUAUGAAAGAUGUUUUCUUGCUGAAGAGGGUAGCUGCGUGGGUGUGGCAAAGGCAUUGGAACUAGAUGACCUAUAAGGUCUCUUCCAAUCCAAAACAUUCUAACAUAUGAUUCUAUGAAUAUUACUUAAAUGGAAGUUCUCUUGUUUUUCAGAGAACCACUGAUGUUAAAGAUUUCUUCCAUAGUGAAAUAGCAUCCUUGGGAUUGGAGGAGUUUAUCUUCUACCUACCUUGAUAAACAGGAUCUGCAGCUCUGUUCUAUGUCUGAAAAAUGACUUGAUGAAAAAUGCUUGGGCUUCAGGUUGUAGAAUUUCCAUCCAAACCACCGAUCCAAGAAUUUUCUGCAUCAAAUGGCAAGUUGUUUUACACUACAUCCGUUAGCUUGCGUAUUCACAGGCUGUAGCAUUCUUUUUUUUUUUUUUUUUCCAGUGAACAUCAAUGAGAUUACAUAUGGAGCAAAGUUCCAUUUUGACCAUGGGAACUGGAACAUUGCCUCUGAGCUAAUAAAGCUGUGGUUUUGAUGUCAUUA
Messenger RNA from Numida meleagris (helmeted guineafowl), 4318 nucleotides. RefSeq names its product guanylate cyclase 1 soluble subunit alpha 2 (gene GUCY1A2). Bases 1 to 1911 code for a protein of 636 amino acids. The transcript is spliced from 8 exons. Lineage: Eukaryota; Metazoa; Chordata; Aves; Galliformes; Numididae. Gene Ontology annotation, molecular function: guanylate cyclase activity; heme binding. The record is from RefSeq and is a predicted model, not a curated record. Gene Ontology annotation, cellular component: guanylate cyclase complex, soluble. Gene Ontology annotation, biological process: response to oxygen levels; cGMP biosynthetic process.